Molecule: messenger RNA, 2325 nt
Organism: Daktulosphaira vitifoliae (grape phylloxera)
Lineage: Eukaryota; Metazoa; Arthropoda; Insecta; Hemiptera; Phylloxeridae
Product: protein AF-10-like
Exons: 2
Coding region: 194-2077 (627 amino acids)
Biological process (GO): regulation of transcription by RNA polymerase II
Cellular component (GO): nucleus
Molecular function (GO): histone binding; nucleosome binding
Source: RefSeq, a predicted model, not a curated record
UAUUAUCUUCUUUUCAUGUCCGACUUUUUAAGUCGAACGUUAAAGUAAAUAUUUAUAUUAAUUUUUCAAAUGAAUAUAGUAAUCAGUAUUUAAUGUGAUCUCUUAGUUAAAUUUUAAUUAAAUAUUUCCUCAACUUAAAAUAAAAGACCUCAUAAAAAAGUGUUUCUGCAUACUAUUAUUUGCUUAAAAUAAAAUGAAAGAAAUGUUAGGUAAUUGCAGUGUUUGUAGUGAAGAUAAAGCAUUUGAUGGUAAUCCUUUAGUUUAUUGUGAUGGUCCAAAUUGUAAUGUAGCUGUUCAUAAAGCAUGUUAUGGUAUUCGAGUAGUUCCAAAAGGAUCUUGGUAUUGCAGUAAAUGUGUUGUUUUAAAAAAAAAUCCAAGUGCCAAAGUCAUAUGUGAACUGUGCCCAUCUAAAGAUGGAGCUCUCAAACCAACUGAAAGUGGCUAUUGGGCUCAUGUUGUAUGUGCUUUAUUUAUUCCAGAAGUCACAUUUGCAGACGUUGACACAAUGGAACCAAUUAAAUUAAAUGAAAUUCCUCUUGAUAGGUACAAAAAAAUUUGCUAUAUUUGUGAAGAAAAAAAUAGAGAGUCAAAAGUGUCAGGAUAUGGUGCUUGCAUGACUUGUAAAAAAAGUGGUUGUAAGUUGGGAUUCCAUGUUACUUGUGCUCAGAUCGUAGGACUUUUAUGUGAAGAAGCUGGCAAUCAUGGUCGCAAUGUUCAAUAUGUUGGAUAUUGUAGACAUCAUUAUUCUAAAUUAAAGAAAAGCAGUAAUGUAAAAAUAAAACACAUAGCUCCUUACCGCCCCCAAAAUUCAUCAGAGUUAUCUUUAGAAGAGUUUUCUCAAGAAAAGCUGUCUUCCAACAUUGAUAGUGAAGGACACAAAUCAAAAAAGAAGUAUGGAAAUUUUGAUGAAACAAAAGAAAAAGUUUUGGGUAAUUUUAGUGUUUCUAACCAACAUCAAAUAAUGAACAAUCGAUCAAAUCGCCCUAAAACUGAAAAUAUAUCUGUUGGAAGAGUUAAGCAAUAUCCUAACGAAACAAAUCUGGAUAAAACAAUCAAAUCAGAAAAUAUUGACGUAUUAAUGGAUAUUGAUUCAAAUAAUGAUUCCCAACAAUCAGAUACUUUAAAAAUUAUUGAAGAACCAAAUUUAUCAAUAAUUGAUACUAAUUUGACUAAACAACCAAAUUUGCCUCCCAUUAAUUUAACCAACUCAUGGAUCAAAGAACCAAAUUUUACUAAUUCAUCUUCUAACACAUCAAAAAUAGCUCAUGAUCAAAAAACUUUUGAACCUAUUGCUGAUGCACCUCAUAUGCUAGGAAAUGCUUUAAAUCCUAAUUCUUCUAUGGCCCAACAAAUGACUGAUACUUUGAAUGAAGAAAUUGAAACACACAAACAAUUCAAUGAAACUAAUGAAUCAUCACAAAGACAAAAUUUUGUAGGUCCCCAAUUACACCGCAAUAUUCAAAAAUCUUCAGAAAAUUCUCAAUCAGGUUCAGAAUGGUUUACUAACGGAAUUGGUAACAGUGCUCAAAGCUUAGAAGAUUUACUUGAGCGUCAGUGGGAGCAAGGGGGUUCAUUGCUAAUGGAACAGGCUCAACAUUUUGAUGUAGCAUCAUUACUCUCAUGCUUAUAUCAACUAAAAAAUGAAAAUAUAGGAUUAGAAAAAGAACUUGCAAAUUUUACAAGACGUCGUGAUCACUUAUUAGCUGUCAAUGCUCGCCUUGCUAUUCCUUUGGUUCCUCAAAAUAGAACAAAUCAAGUUUCUUCAACUCCCAACCAUGUUGAUACAACAAUAUCACCCAGAUCAAAUUUUUUAUCAUCUAUGGACAGUCAAGUAAUUCAACAGCAUAGAUAUCAAAAUUAUGCUUCACAAUCAUCUAGAUAUCAGCAUCAUUUUUCUUCAAAUGUAUCAGUACCAUCACAAGUAAUUGUUCGAGGAGGUAAUGACUCAUGGGAACAACACAAUAGAAAUCAAACUUCUAUGACAAGUCCUAUGUAUCAGACAGCUAUAUCAGAUAUACAAAGUAUACCACCUUCAAGACAUCAAAUCAAUAUGGAAACUUUGCCUAAACAUAGCUGAGAUAAUGUCGAAUGUCUUUGUACAUAUUGUAUAUCGACAAUAACUGAUUAUAUGCUUCAUCAUUUUAUUUAGUAUAAUUGUAUGUUAAUAUUAAUAAAUAGUUCAAUAAGGCUAUUUCUCAAAUAACUGUGUUCAUAAAAUUAUUUAAAAUUUACAAUUAAUAAUGACAUUUACAUUUUCACCAAAAAUAUGACUUUUUUUUUAUAAGUUUGUAUGUAGUUCUUGUUAUUAAAAACUUGAAUAAUUCA